UAUGCUAGUAGUGCUGAGCGCGCGAGCUAGUAGCUCACAGAUCAAACUAAGCAACUCCCCCAACGACGUCGGAAGCAUAUAUAUUUCGAGACAAGCAAUGCUAGCAACGAUAACAACAGCCAACAUCAAGCAAUACAGCAUAUAAGACCGAGAUAGCAAAGCCCUUGAAUAGUCAAGGUCUGUACGAGAUGCAGGCACGGUACGAUCGAUGCAGAGCAGGAUGAUAGAUAGCAAGGAGAUAGAGCAAGCACGUUUGUGCACGACGAGGGAUAGCGAGGCAAGAGCGAUGAGCAACGACGACAAAUCAUACAAAACGGGAUUUAAGCAAAGCGGCAGCGACGGAAGCGAGGCGGGCGACGGGAAUAGCAAGUGUGGCGGGACAGAGCGGUUAACCAAGAAAGCAGCAAAAAGUGCGUGUCUACAAGCGAUCAGGUCAGUACAGGACAGCAGGAGUCAUUUAAAAGAGAGCGAGAUUUUGGAGAAAUGUGCUCAGCGAGCUUCUCAAUCUUGAGACGAAUCGGAAGGCGUGCUUCCCUGUCUAUACGCCGGGGCAGGAGGCGCGGGACCAGCACCAAUGCCCAGCCCAGAGCCGGGCGCCCCACCAACACCAGUGAGUUGGCCAGUAGCGACAUUGACAGUGUCGCGUGCCAAGUUGAGGCUGGGAUGCAGAGUCGGCUGAAGGAUGGGCGCAAUUGGAACGGGUGCCGCCUGCGUAGUGACAUUGGACAUCGAGGGCGUCGCGCGCCCUCUCGAGGAGUUGGAGGGCCGGCCGCUGGACCUUCCAGUCGUGGGCAUGGUGACGCGGAACGUAGGGGCAGUGGAGACAGGGUUUCCGGGCUGAGUGGGACGAGCGGACGGCUGCGAGGGUAUACCCAUGGUUCCCUGGAACGUGUUGAAGGACGCCUGACCAAAAGUCGGCUGGCCGAAGGAAGGUUGGCCGAACGUGGGCUGCGCUUGCACACCGGGAGCAGCGCCUGGCGAGCGGGUGUAGGGAGACUGGCCGCGCCUGGCGUUGUUCCGCGCAGCUGCGCCGGGCUCGGUACGCGAGCGGCCUUGGCCAACGACGUGCCCACCAUUACGAAGCUCCGGAUCAAUGUUGAUCUCCUCGAGGGGUGCCACAGACACGGAGAAAGCUGCGGUCUGACCGAGGGUUUGACUAAGGGUUGGAGUCGCUGCAGUGUUCAGGGUCAAUGUAGUGUUCAAGGUAGCGUUCUCUUCGUCAGAACUACUUUGGUCAUCCAUUUGGUUGGAGGCGGAGCCUCCUUGCAUGGUAGCAAGACGCUCGCGCUCUGCCUUGUUGGGACGCUUGUUGCGCUUGCGCUCGCGUUUAUUGCCUAAACCAGCGCCGAUAUCAACGGUCCAGUAGCUGCCCUUGCCAGGCUCAGUGAUGUCCCUCGCCACCUUGCGGAACAGCUUGUUCAGAGAAAGGUUGUGGCGGAUAGAGUUCUACAAGGCAACAAUGAGUCUCAUACGUGAUCACGAAGUAGUGAC
Molecule: messenger RNA, 1491 nt
Organism: Fomitopsis serialis
Lineage: Eukaryota; Fungi; Basidiomycota; Agaricomycetes; Polyporales; Fomitopsidaceae
Exons: 1
Coding region: 484-1338 (284 amino acids)
Source: RefSeq, a predicted model, not a curated record